AUUCGAGUUUUUUUUUGUGAUUUUCGAGAAAAAAAAUCAUGUCGGAAAAUGAUUCAACAUCCGUUGAUGAUGAAAUAAUGGCUAAUGAUCAACAUUCGAAUGAUCAAUCAUCAUUGGCAUUAUUGUUUCAGAAUAUUCAUCCACCACAAUCAUCAUCAACAACGACAUUACCUUUGCAACAACAACAACAAAUUCCAUCACAAUCAAUGAUUAUGACUUCGUCAAUGUUAUCAUCAAUGUCAUUAUCCGGAUUAAAUCAAACAUCGACAACGACAGCAACAUCGACAAUGUCAUCAUCAUGUCAAAAAUUGGAAAAACUUCGUAUUAUAAAACCAUUUGAUGAAAGACAAUUAUUAGAUUUUUAUCAUAAUCGUUUAUUAGAUUUGAAUGAAAAAUUUAUACAUGAUUUUCAGGAACGUUAUUUUCAAUAUUCAAAAAUUGGUUCAAAUUCGAAUGAUUAUUAUGAUCUGAUUAUACGAUUGGAUAAAUCUAUUGAACGUUUUCAAGAUGUAAGAAAAAAUUUGGAUAAUUUUUUGGAACAAAUUCAUUCGAAUGAACAGAAAAAUUGUUGGAAUUGUAAUGAAAAUCAUUUACAACAAAUUGAUCGUUGUGGUGAUGGUCAAUUAAUUGAAUGUAAACAUCAAUAUCAACGUUAUAAUUUUGAACAAAAUUAUGUUGAUAAUCAAUUAGAUCGUUAUUAUUAUCAAUUACGUGAACGUAUUAUUAAUGAACAUGUUGUACAUUUAUAUUUUUUAAAAUAUUUUCAAUUAAGAUUUGAAUUAAUUAUCUAUGAAUCGGAACAUAUUAUUGAAUAUUUGGAAAGAAAAUUAUCGAAUUAUCAGCCAACUGAUGGCCAACAACAGCAGCAACUAUUUUCAUCCAACAACAACAACAACAACCUCGGUAAUGUUGAUGAUCAAACAACCAAUUGUAGUUCAAGUAUUUUUGAUCAAAAUGAAACGAUGGAUAAUUCUGCUGAUUCAAUGAUCAUUACACAAAUCUAUCAAUUGGAACCAUCAACACGUUUGUUACAUGAGCAAUUAUUAGAUUUAUUCGCUGCAUUAUUUGCUUAUUAUCGUCAUCAUCAUACGAUUAACAAUGAUAAUGGACAAAAUUCGACAACAACAACUACGACUAAUAAACUAAAACUACAAUGUUAUCAAGCAAUAAUAUAUUUAUGUAGGAAAUUUUCGGAAAAAUUAGCAAAUUAUUCGGAUCGACUAUUUCUACUGAAUCAAAUCCUAAGAUGUCCAUCAGGUUCUUCGGAAGAAUUCGAACAACUUUUACAACCAUUAAAUCCAUUACCAUUAAAAUAUGAUUCAAAUCAAUUUGAAUUAGGUAAACAAUAUGUUGAUUAUGGUGUUACGGUUAUUGCAACAAUAUUAUCACCAAUAACUUCUACAAGUAAAAGUGAACAAAAUGAUUCAAAAACCACCGCAAAUGAUAAUAAUCAAGAAUCAUUAUGGUUAAUGGUUGAUAAUGAUUUAGAUGAUGAAGAUGUUUGUUUGGAUAAAUCAUCAUCACCUAUGGCCGAAUUAACCGAAUCCGAUAUAAUCUGUUAUUUAUCACGUGUUCCAUUUCGUGAAAUGCUUCAAUUUAUGUCUUUGAUUACCAAUGAUGAUAAUGAUGGUGAUAUGAUUGAUUCAUCAACCGAAACAUCAAUGAUACGUUUGUUUGCAUUUAGUACCCGAUUAAUACAAAUAUUUCGUCAUGGUUUACAGAAUUUUAAUUGUUUACGUUUUAAACGUUUAACAUUAUAUUUAGCAUCAAUGAUCAAACAGAUUAUUAAAACAAUAUCAGAUAAUUGGCGUUGGUGUAAGGAAAAAUUCACAACAAAAGAUCAAGCAUUAUUGAUACGAUUGCAAGUUGAAUUUGAUCAUUUUAUGUUACGAUCAAUAAUGGCAAUAUUAUCAACAAAUCGUCGUGGUGUAUGGCCAUUAUUAGCUAAAAUUGAUUUUGAAGGUAUAUCCGAACCAAUGUUAUGGAAUAUAUUAUGGGUUGUUUACCAGAAUGGUCGUAAUCAAGAAUCGAAUGAAAUUGUUAGUGGUCUUUGUCCAUAUAUGAGCUCGAAUUAUUGGAAAGAUAAAUUUCGUAGCCAUUCCCAGUGGAAAUUUAUUUUUAUUGAAAAAUUAUCAAUUUUAUCAUUGGAAGAGGCAAGUGGUUUAUUGGAUUUUUUCUUCAAUAUGGCAAUAUCAAGAUCAAAAUCAAAUGAAUCUAUAUCGAUGACUAACAGUAACAAUAAUGACUUUGUAUCAUUCGAUCAACAACAUAUUGAUGAUUUUUUUCGUGAAAUUAUUGAACGUUUUGCUGAAAUUUGUUUAUUAUGUAAAUUAUAU
This is a messenger RNA of Dermatophagoides pteronyssinus (European house dust mite), 2336 nucleotides long. RefSeq lists its product as uncharacterized. The record is from RefSeq and is a predicted model, not a curated record. NCBI's taxonomy places the organism in Eukaryota, Metazoa, Arthropoda, Arachnida, Sarcoptiformes, Pyroglyphidae.